Geodia barretti is the source of this 1365-nucleotide messenger RNA. The record is from the annotation of a GenBank genome assembly. Lineage: Eukaryota; Metazoa; Porifera; Demospongiae; Tetractinellida; Geodiidae.
AUGGAGGGUGUGCUGGACCGGAUUAACCGCCGCGUCAACCUUUUCGGAACCGAGGAGCCCAUCAUUCAGCUCUUUGGCGAAGACCGGGUCAUCGUGCAGUUGCCCGGGGCCAGCGGCUCUAUUUCCGAGGUCGAAUUUGCCGAGGCUACCGACGCGGCCGCCGUUGAAGGGAUAGUGGCCGGACAGGGUUUCGAUGACUUCGCAGUGGAGUCCCAAUCGGAAACCAGCUACGAGAUUCGCACCACUUCCCUGAACGUAAACCAGCAGAAUGCGCUGCGCGGCGCCCUGUCCUCCGGUAUUGGCUCGGUGAAUUCCUUCCAGACCACCGGCGGAAUCGAGACGGCCAAGGCCCUCAUCGGCCAGACGGCCCAGUUGGUGUUCAAGGAGCGUACUUGCUCCGAUGUAACCUGCUUUACCUUCACUGACGCCGAAAUCGGGUUGACCGGUGACGACCUGGAAAGCGCCUUCGCCUCCACCGACCCCAACACCGGGGAGUGGGAAGUCAACAUCGCCUUUAACGAUCGGGGCACCGGGAUCUUCUCCGACCUGACCCAGCGUAUCGUAGGAGUUGAGACCAAGCGCAUCGGCGUAUUCCUGGACGACGACCUGUUGAUUGCCCCGGUUUCCCUGGCCUGGAUUCGCGACGGUCGAAGCUCGAUAACCGGCAACUUCUCGCGCGAAGAGGCCCGCACCCUGUCCAUACAAUUGGAAGCCGGUAGCUUGCCCGUGCCCCUGGAACUGAUCCAGGAAAGCGACGUGGACGCCCUGCUGGGCGAAGAGUCCCUGAAAAAGAGCCUGCUGGCCGGCAUCAUAGGACUGGGCCUGGUGCUGCUGUUCAUGAUUGCCUACUACCGUAUGGCCGGCGUGGUGGCGGCCUUCGCCCUGCUUUUCUAUGCCGUGGUAGUGCUGGCGGUAUUCAAGCUGGUGCCGGUUACCCUGGGCCUGUCGGGCAUCGGCGCCUUCAUCCUGUCCGUCGGUCUGGCGGUGGACGCCAACAUCCUGAUUUUCGAGCGUAUGAAAGAAGAGAUACGCAUCGGCCGCACCCUGGCCUCCUCCAUGGAGGUGGGUUUCAGCCGGGCGUGGCCGGCCAUUCGCGACGGCAACUUCUCCACAAUCAUCACCUGUCUGGUGCUGCUGUGGCUGGGCAGUCGUACUGCCGACGACCUGGUAACCGGCUUUGCCUUCACCUUGUUCAUCGGCGUGGUGGUCAGCAUGUUUACUGCAAUCGUGGUCAGCCGUAACCUGCUGCAACUGAUGGCGUGGAUCGGGCUGGGCCGGAGCCUUAACCUGUUCAGUCCUGAAGGGACGCCGACCCUGACCGCUGGCGGCCGCCCGGGCGGCGCCGGACAACCCCGCAACGUUUAG